Messenger RNA from Megalops cyprinoides (Indo-Pacific tarpon), 2322 nucleotides. RefSeq names its product NIMA-related kinase 8 (gene nek8). Gene Ontology annotation, molecular function: protein kinase activity; ATP binding. Bases 29 to 2122 code for a protein of 697 amino acids. Lineage: Eukaryota; Metazoa; Chordata; Actinopteri; Elopiformes; Megalopidae. The transcript is spliced from 15 exons. The record is from RefSeq and is a predicted model, not a curated record. Gene Ontology annotation, biological process: protein phosphorylation.
GGAUGCCUGUGUGGUGUGAGCAGCAAAAAUGGAGAAAUAUGAAAAAAUAAAAGUGGUCGGAAGAGGAGCUUUUGGAAUUGUUCACCUGUGCCGUCGACGCAGCGACGGUGCCCUCGUCAUCCUGAAGGAGAUACCCGUCGAGCAGAUGACCCGAGACGAGCGGCUGGCGGCCCAGAACGAGUGCCAGGUGCUGAAGCUGCUCAACCACCCCAACAUCAUCGAGUACUACGAGAACUUUCUGGAGGACAAGGCGCUGAUGAUCGCCAUGGAAUACGCGCCAGGCGGAACGCUGGCGGAGUACAUCCAGAAGCGCUGCAACUCGCUGCUGGACGAGGACACCAUCCUGCACUUCUUCGUGCAGAUCCUGCUGGCGCUCUACCACGUGCACAACAAGCUCAUCCUGCACCGCGACCUCAAGACCCAGAACAUCCUGCUGGACAAGCGGCAGAUGAUCGUCAAGAUCGGCGACUUCGGCAUCUCCAAGAUCCUCGUCAGCAAGAGCAAGGCCUACACGGUGGUGGGGACUCCGUGCUACAUCUCCCCAGAGCUCUGCGAAGGCAAACCUUACAACCAGAAGAGUGACAUCUGGGCUCUUGGAUGUGUGCUGUAUGAGCUAGCCAGCCUGAAGAGAGCUUUUGAGGCAGCGAACCUGCCUGCCCUGGUCCUGAAGAUCAUGAGCGGCACCUUUGCCCCAAUAUCGGACCGGUACAGUCCAGAGCUGAGGCAGCUCAUCCUCAACAUGCUCAACCUGGACCCGUCCAAUCGGCCACAGCUCAACGAGAUCAUGGCCCACCCCAUCUGCAUCAGGCCCCUCCUCAACCUCUACACCGACAUCGGCAACGUCAAAAUGCGCAGGAUUGAGAAGCCGUUGUCCACCGUGCAGGCAGGCACUCAUGGGAGACCAGGAGGACGAGUACCCAGCAGCCGAUCCAGGGAAGGACUGCUGGGCUCGGGCGCAGGGAAGAUGGUGCACCCUCUCCCCCUGUCCUCCGUGUACACUUGGGGAAGCGGCAUCUCUGCGCCCCUCCGGCUGCCCAUGCUCAACACCGAGGUGCUGCAGGUGUCUCUGGGGCGCACGCAGAAGAUGGGCGUCACCAAGUCAGGUCGCCUCAUCACUUGGGAGGCCCCCUCGGUGGGGUCCGGGGAGCUCACCCUUCCUGGCACGGUGGAGCAGAUGCAGCCGCAGUUCAUCUCCCGCUUCUUGGAAGGGCAGUCAGGCGUCACCAUAAAGUCUGUGUCCUGUGGGGACCUCUUCACCACCUGUAUGACAGACAGAGGCAUCGUAAUGACAUUUGGAAGUGGAAGCAAUGGCUGUCUUGGACAUGGCAAUUUCAAUGAUGUCACACAGCCCAAGAUUGUGGAGGCCUUGCUGGGGUAUGAGCUGGUUCAGGUCUCGUGUGGGGCGUCGCACGUACUUGCUGUGACCAAUGAGAGGGAGGUGUUUGCUUGGGGAAGAGGCGACAAUGGUCGCCUUGGCCUGGGCACCCAGGACUCCCACAAUUCCCCACAGCAGGUGAGUGUGCCCUCGGACUUUGAGGCCCAGAAGGUGUUGUGUGGGGUGGACUGCUCCAUGAUCAUCAGCACUCAGCACAAAAUCCUGGCCUGUGGCAGCAACAGAUUCAACAAGCUGGGUCUAGACAAGAUUGAUGCUGCAGAGGAGCCCUCCCCUUCUAAUCAAGUGGAAGAAGUCCAUGUCUUCAGUCCUGUCCAAUCAGCUCCUCUGAAUGUGGAGAAGAUUGUCUACAUUGACAUUGGAACAGCCCACUCUGCUGCGGUCACGGAGAAGGGCCGGUGUUUCACCUUCGGCAGUAACCAGCACGGGCAGCUGGGCUGCAGCUCCCGCCGGGCCAGCAGAGUGCCGUACCCGGUGCCCGGGCUGGAGGGCAUCACCAUGGCGGCAUGCGGUGACGCCUUCACCCUGGCUAUCGGUGCAGAGGGGGAGGUGUACACCUGGGGGAAAGGGGCCCGUGGCAGGCUGGGAAGGAAAGAGGAGGAUUCUGGGAUACCAAAGCCUGUGCAGCUUGACGAGAGCCACCCUUUCACCGUUAUGUCAGUUGCCUGUUGUCACGGCAACACUCUACUGGCUGUGAAACCUUUUCUUGAGGAGUCUGUUCCCAGAUGAUCGCUCAGGCCUUCCUCAUCUUGUUGCCUCCGGCCUCAGCGGUUGCAGGGGAGAGGCUGACACAAGCUGAAGGAAGGCUUCCUUUCAACUACAUGUCUCAGAGGUCCAUGGGUGCCACUGGGCUAAAAAGGCCAUGUCUCGGAGAAGCUGAUCCAACUCAUAAUAUUCUGCAGGAAGUAUGCUUGUAGUAAUUCCUGGCC